Neurospora hispaniola is the source of this 1790-nucleotide messenger RNA. RefSeq lists its product as uncharacterized. Lineage: Eukaryota; Fungi; Ascomycota; Sordariomycetes; Sordariales; Sordariaceae. Gene Ontology annotation, biological process: RNA splicing; generation of catalytic spliceosome for second transesterification step. The record is from RefSeq and is a predicted model, not a curated record. The transcript has a single exon. Gene Ontology annotation, cellular component: U5 snRNP; U4/U6 x U5 tri-snRNP complex; U2-type post-spliceosomal complex. Bases 219 to 1457 code for a protein of 412 amino acids.
CCGUAACUUCAAGCUUGCCUCAACCAACCUAUUUCACCACAACAUCACGGCAGAUCAUCAGAACCUACCAUCAGAAGCCUAGUAGAGUACCCACCCCAGUUUUGGCACGGAUAUCACAACGCAAAUCCAUAUCGACCGCCCGACAAAAGACACAGAUUUCUGUAAAACUUGAUUAUCAAGAGGAGGAGAAAGAACCUUCCCCCAGCAACACCGCGACAAUGGACUUCGCCGCCCUCAUGUCCAAAGAGAUCGCCAAGGCAAAAGGCACCACCAGCAACACCACCACCUCCAGCAAACCAACACCAUCAACCAUCACCACAACAAAGGAUACUAACACCAAACCCGACUCAAUAGCCGUAGGAGUCGGAGCCGGAGGAGAGGGUGCCGCCGCCGCCACCGCCGCCCCGAAAUUCAUCUCCCGCCGCGAAGCCGAAGCCCAACGUCAGGCCGCCUACCUAGCCGAGCAAAAGCGACUCGAGGAAGAACGCGCCGCCAAAGCCGCGUUGAAGCGCAAGCGCGAAGAAGACGCCAUAGAAGAAGCCAAAGCGCGCGAGGAGAAGAAACGUCGACUAGCCGAGGAAUCACGCGCCCGCCGCCUAGCCAAAGAAGCCGAAGAAGAGCGCGCCCGCCGCAAGCGUCUCGGUCUUCCCGAGCUACCUCCCACCCCUUCCGAAUCCGCUGAUAAAGAAGGGACGCCCGCCUCCGGCAUCGACGGUUCCGACCUCGACGACGACGACGAUGACAAAGCCCAUGAUCUGCCUGACGACGAAUUAACCUCCAAACUCCGCGCCCUAGGCGAACCUGCCUUCCUCUUCGGCGAAUCGCACCUCUCCCGCCUGCGACGCUAUCGCAAGGCCGCCGGCCUCGGCGCUUUGGGAUUGCCCAUGGGCCCCAUCACCACCUCCUUGCUCCCCGUCGCCGAAAAGGACAUGAAAGUCCCUGCCUCCUCCGCCGAAAUCCCUCCUGCCACGGACCGCAAAGCGCGCCGCUACCUGUUCCGUCAACUAGCUUCUUACUUUAACAUGGUCCUCCGCGAAUGGGAACUCGCUCUGGUCAAGGAAGACAACGCGGACACGUUUGCGGGGCAAGCGGCGCGGAACGCCAUGGUGCAGUCGAAAGAAACCAUGCGCCCUCUUUUCCGCAAGUUUGAAAAGGGGGAUCUGGAGAAAGACAUCUUGGAGGCGAUUGUGGAGAUUGUGAGGGCGGCGCAGGAGAGGAGGUAUGUGGAUGCCAAUGAUGGGUAUCUGAGGUUGAGUAUCGGUAAGGCGGCGUGGCCGAUUGGUGUGACGAUGGUGGGUAUCCAUGAGAGAAGUGCUAGAGAGAAGCUGCAUGAUGGAGAGAGGGGACAUAUCAUGGGUGGAGAGGUGACGAGGAAAUAUUUACAGAGUAUCAAGAGGUGUUUGACGUUUGCGCAGGUGAGGUGGCCGCCGGAGGAUAUUAGGCAGUUGAUGGGUUAGAGUCUAGUGGGGGAGUAAGAUUCGAAGAAUUGCCAUAUUCGAUCAGGGGAGGGGGAGGAGAAGGAAGGGCAAGGGAAGAAAACAGUGGCCGUGAUACCCAUAUUGAUUUUGGAGACGAUAAUUGGACCAAGUCUGACACUCCGAGCUCGGGAAAACAAACCCCGGGCAUGAAAUUGUGUCUUCAGCUUGGAGUAAAUGUUCUUCAUUGAUUGUGUGAACCUAGAAUAAUCAUGAAGGCUUUCAAGCUACAUCCCUCUGUUCGUGAACGCCAGUAGCAUAAUAAUGUAGGAAAAAUCCCCGGUCAAGUUAUACUGCCCGGAACACCAGACCGUC